GGCGGCGUCACAUCAGUCUGGUAGUGCGGAAACAUCAGCCAUUUCAGAGAAAGAUAUGAGAUCUGCGUGGUAAGACCUUACAUUAAAGGCAUGGAAAAUAUUCAAGAGAUUUUGGAGGAGAUCGGCUGGGAUUCCAGCUUUAGAAUUCCAAUCGCCAACGAGGAAUGCAAGAAACUUGAAGAGGAAUUUAUGAAAAAGCAGCAGACCGUGAUCGCAAUGAAAGCGGACAUCGCAGAUCAGAAUAGCAAGUCUUCGUUCAUAGAAACUCAUCUGCAGAACGUGCUUGAUGAGUUUAACCAGAACCAAAGUCUCAUGGAUGCUCGGACGAAAGAGAUCGAGUCUGAAAACCAUCUACGAAGCCUCGCUGAAAGGGAAUCUGGUCGACUGAAACAGGAUAUCAAAAGUAUGACAAAUCUAAUGCAUGACGCUAAAAAAAGGCGCAUCAUCCUUGAGGGCGAUGUGGUCAAGUUGCAAGAGUCUGUCGAUUCGCUGAAAAAGGAAAUGACUUUUGAUAGGGAGGCUCUCGAGGCUUGGCUAAGGCAAAUGUCCGAAAGAGAUGACGAUAUAAUGGCAUUGGAACAUUAUGCUAGACUCGACGAAGGCAUGAUCAAGGACCUGAACCUGAAGCUAGAGCGACUGAAUGACGAAGAGCGCAACAGUUCCAAAAAACUUAAACACGCCACCACGGACCUGAUGUCUGUGAAGGUGGAACUAGAUAAGCUCGGCGAAGAUUACCGACGCUCCCACGCCGAACGACAGACCCUGCUGAACCAGUGGGAGCAGACGCUCCAACAGAUCCAAAAGAGAGAGCGGGACAUUGAUAAGGUUACUGAGCAGCUCGAACACCUUCAGGCCACCAUGAACAAGAGACAGGUGGCGCUAGAAGAGCAGAAACGCUUCCUUAACGCAGAGGAUAACAACAACCACGAGCUAGAGCUUCAGACAUCACAGUUAGAGCGUGACUGUGGCAAAAUUAGGGAACAGUACCAGCGAACAGAGCAAGAGCAGGCAGAGUUCAAUCGAGAACUCGAGGCACUAAAGACAAACGUAAGCAGAGUGUCCAUGAUGCUGGAGCGAGCACGUGUCACUGUACAUCAGCUGAAAAAUCAGUUUGGUGACAAGAACCGUGCUUAUAUUAAACUAAAAAUGGAGAAGGACAAUGUUGACAAGGCUUUGCAUGAGGCGCGUGAAAUGGCAAUGAGCGCGGAAGAAAGAGCUCAAAGGCUAGCCCGACUUUUGGAAGAAGAAGAAAACAAGCAAAAACUAAUGGACAAGGAGCUAAUGCGUCUUAAAGAUCUUCAGUUUAGGAAAAGUAAUGACCUGAUAAAAUACCAGGCCGACGAGACAGCUAAAAAUGCAGAAAUACAAGGGUGCCUUGCCGCUAGACGCAAUAUGAUGUCUAAAAUACGAAAGAUGGACGCAGAGGUAAUGAAGCAGCAGGAAAUAAUAUACGGCCAGGAACUUUUAGCGCAGCAUUUGCAAAAACGAAUAGAGCGCAUGUCAGGAACAAGGCGGGACACGGAAAGGAUUCGUCUAGAAGACCGCAUCAAAGAGCUGAAGGAGGAUCUCGAAAAAAGAAAUCAAGCAAAGAAGUUCCUCGACGAACAGGUGAAGCGCACUCAGGAAGCCCAACGUGAAGUACAGCGAGACUUGCAGAACAACAGGACCCUCACCGACCAGUUUGACUCCAAGGAGUCGGAGCUGAAGUUGCAUAAUGAGUGCUCGCUGAAAGAAUUGAAGCGCGUGGUAGACAGGAAGCAGACAGCCAUGGUAGACGACAACAUGCUGCGGCUGACCAUUAAGCAGUUGCGCCGUUCCCUGCACGCGCAGGUCGAGCAGGUGUUCUCACUGGACCAGCAACGACUUGAUAUGGAUACCGCCAUGAAGGAGCGUCGGCAGGAGAUAUUGGCUCAGAAGGACCUGCUAAAGGCUGAGCUGCGCGCCUUGGACGAGGAGAUUCACAAACUGGGUCGUGACCUGACUGACAGAGCGUCGAAGCUGGACAAGAUGAAGAAGAGGUACGAGGUUCUUCUUUGCUCCAUGGGACCCGUGGAAGAAGGAACGGAUGCCUCUGAUUCUCAUAUAUUAUACGUAAUCAAGGCUGCACAGGAAAAAGAAGAGGUUCAGCGUGAGGGAGACGAGCUGGACGCAAAAAUAAAGCGGACGGAGGCCGAGCUCGUGGCGCUGGAGAAUACCUGUCAAGUGUUGAAGCUGAAUAACGAGAGCUAUCGUAGAAACCUGUCGAGUCCCCUGGAAACUCAAGAAGAGCAAGAGAGUGCCGCCUAUAUGCAGCAGCUUCUUCAGCAGACCGAGUCGCAGGUUAAGGAACGUCGCCUGCAGCUGCUAGGCCUCCAGGAGAAGGUCCAGGCAAUGCAGACCGAGCUGGAUGAACUCACCGAACAGAAAGAGGCACUGGACCGACAGAAAGAGGAGCUUGAGCGGCAAAUGGCUCUCAGAAAGAAAGAGCUGAAGGAGCAGGAAGCCAAGCUAGAUCGGGCCUCCAGGUUCAACAACCACGUCAUAAAGCAGCUGCGUAAGAAGACUGGCCAUAUUCAGGCGACCCGGGAGGAGCAGGAUAUCGAGUUGAGGGUGCGGCGGGAGGAGGUCAGGCUUGCCGUCCGCAGCCUUUGUGACCUAACCGAACUGGAGCCGGACACCAAGCACCUAAUAGUGACGUCGCUGGAGGAGAGCGGCUGCAGUCUGCCGCAGAGUCGCGCCUCCUCGGCGCAGUCAUCGCAGCGCUCCUGCUCGCGGGACGACUUGCAGAGCUGCCUGUCCAUGGAGUCCUUCUGUUCAGACUCUAGUGGUGGAACGCCGGCUUCGCAGCGCUCGCUGCUCAAGUUCCCCAGCCAGUCUAGCCUGAGCAGCCAGGGUAGCGGCAGCGAGGUCAGUGCAGUGGCCAGCCAGGCCGGCAGUCGGUCCGGUUCGCGGAUGAGCAUGCGCAGUGGCCCGCCGACCGACAAGCCUUCCAGCCACACCAGCGCGUCGACCAGCAAGCGGGAUAUACGGAGCGUGGUGUCGGGCAGCCGGGCGGCCAGCCAGCAGAGCAGUCAGCUCAGUGUGGUUAACAUCGGCUUCUCAGGCUCCAGCAACACACCCGACGGCUCCCCCACCCCCUCCUCCGGCCCCAGCUCUGCCCUGGGCUCCAGGAAGUCUGUUGCCUCCAGCUCCAGCUCCUCGUCAUACGGCAAGACCAAGAAGAAGAAGAAGUAGUGAGACGCAAGGCUCAUAGUCCGGCAGCUGGGCGGGUGGAGUGCUCCUGACGAUCGAGCCGAUCGGCCGUUACGCCUGCGUUUGGCCAUAUGGCGGCAAUGACGGCGCCAGCCGCCGCUGGAGAUAGUGCCUCUAAACGCGGCCUGCGCGCCCAUGCAGCAUAUCUGCCUACCGGGAUCGGUGUGCCGGCCUCUAGUUGGCCGCAGCUGCUCAGCUAAGCACUGCACUGCGGUCGCUGGCUCGUCGAAAGCGCCACUCCGCAUUGAUUGAAUAGCCUGAUGCAUAUGGCAGAUGCCGGCACGGGCUCCUGCCGCUUCAUUUCCCGGCCGGUGAAAACUUCAACGGCACCAACCCCAGUCGUCACCAUAAAUCAUCGUGGUCGGACACCCGGCAGUCCAUGCAGAAAUUCUAUUUGUGAAAUAAAGAUGGAUGGGGGCGUGGGCGCAUUGGUCAUUGAUCAGAGACAUGUGCCGUCGAGAGCCCAAGGAUGGGACGAAUAUUUGGUGUCAAGCUCGCACU
Molecule: messenger RNA, 3732 nt
Organism: Pollicipes pollicipes
Lineage: Eukaryota; Metazoa; Arthropoda; Thecostraca; Pollicipedomorpha; Pollicipedidae
Gene: Ccdc39
Product: Coiled-coil domain containing protein 39
Exons: 3
Coding region: 91-3213 (1040 amino acids)
Biological process (GO): epithelial cilium movement involved in determination of left/right asymmetry; inner dynein arm assembly; cilium-dependent cell motility
Cellular component (GO): axoneme
Source: RefSeq, a predicted model, not a curated record